AUGCAGGAUCCAAAAAGUGAAUGUGACACGCAGUCGCUGACUGACAGUGUAACGAACUAUCCCGUUGAAAAUAAUAGAAGGUAUCACAAAUACCAUGAAGGAGCCUAUCCUUACCCGAAUGAUGAACAGGAGCUUGAUCGCCUCGAUAUGCAACACCACAUGUUCAAAAUGGUCAUGGGCGAUAAACUAUACCAUGUCCCCCUCGAUCAACCCAAGCAGAUUCUAGAUAUCGGAACUGGGUCGGGGAUUUGGCCUAUAGAAAUGGCGCCACAUUUCCCCGAAACCGCUAUCACUGGAACCGAUCUAUCCCCAGUUCAACCAACAGAAGUUCCGCACAAUGUGCAUUUUCUACUCGACGAUGCCACAGAAGACGAAUGGCUGUGGGAUUCGGACCAUUUCGAUUUCAUUCACAUCGCCCAUAUGACGGGUGCCAUGCCAUCCUUCAAGCGCAUUUUGCGACAGUCCUAUAAACAUCUCAAACCAGGAGCAUAUAUCGAAUGUCAUGAAAUGGAUCCGAAGCCAAAAUGUGACGAUAAUACGAUGCCCCCAGAGAAUCCGGACGGCUACAGCGCGUAUGCUCUUCAUGACUGGUUUGAUUUGAAUAUGCGCUCCAGUCAAGAGGUUGAGCCCUCGAGACAAUUCCGCAUUGCGCAUCGGAUUAAGCGCUGGAUGGAAGAGGUAGGAUUUGUGGACGUCGAGCAGCGAAUCUUCAAAGUGCCUCUGAACACCUGGCCAGACGACGAGAAGAUGAAAAUCAUCGGGCAGUGGAGCGAGACCAACUGGCUCGAGGCUCUAUCAGGCUGGUCAUACAAGCCAUUUCUUGCACUGGGAUGGUCCACACCUGAGAUUGAAGUCUUCCUCGUGGAUGUCAGGAAGAGCCUCCAGGACCGCAGUGUGCACGCUUAUAUGGACUUUUAUGUGGUGACGGGUCGCAAACCGCUACCAGGUGAGAAUAUAUAUUGA
Molecule: messenger RNA, 963 nt
Organism: Penicillium macrosclerotiorum
Lineage: Eukaryota; Fungi; Ascomycota; Eurotiomycetes; Eurotiales; Aspergillaceae
Product: class I SAM-dependent methyltransferase
Exons: 4
Coding region: 1-963 (320 amino acids)
Molecular function (GO): methyltransferase activity
Source: RefSeq, a predicted model, not a curated record